This is a messenger RNA of Olea europaea var. sylvestris, 462 nucleotides long. RefSeq names its product probable indole-3-pyruvate monooxygenase YUCCA7. Bases 1 to 462 code for a protein of 153 amino acids. Gene Ontology annotation, molecular function: flavin adenine dinucleotide binding; monooxygenase activity. The record is from RefSeq and is a predicted model, not a curated record. Lineage: Eukaryota; Viridiplantae; Streptophyta; Magnoliopsida; Lamiales; Oleaceae. The transcript has 2 exons.
AUGGUAGUUCAAAGCUCGGUUCAUGUAUCGCCGAGGGACAGUCUUGGUAAAUCAACAUUUGAUUUAGCAGUUUCAAUGAAGUGGCUGCCAAUUUGGGCAAUAGAUAAAGUACUACUGGCAGCAGUUAGGCUAAUUCUUGGAAAUAUAGAACAGUAUGAGUCCCUGGAAUCAAGAAUUUUCUCAUGCCAAUGUAUUAUUAAUGGAAAAAUUCUUGAAAUUGAUUAUGUUAUUUUGGUAACUGGAUAUUGCAAUAAUGUCCCAUCAUGGUUAAAGGAAAAUGAGUUCUUUUCAAUGUGCAUGGAAUCCCCAAAAUCAGCCUUCCCAAAUGGAUGGAAAGGCAAAUUUGGGCUAUUUGUAGUUGGUUUCAUAAGGAGAGGACUCUCUGGUGCAUCUUUGGACGCCAUUAAAGUGGCACAAGAUAUUGGCAAUAUAUGGAAAAAAGGAACAAAGCAGAAAAAUUGA